UGUAUCUUUAGGUACUUUUGUUAAAUCUAUUUCAAAACAAGUUUAAGUUUGAACUGCAGAGUUGCAAAAAACGUUCAAAAAUAUAAUGUAAACAUUCAAGAAAUCAAUUGAUAUGUGCAUAUAAUACUUAUGAAUUAUAAUUCGUCCCACAGUCCGCUCAUUUAAAUUUCAAAUCAUAAUAGUCUGUGCCAGAAGUUUGAAGAUUUUGUUCUCAAGAAAAUAUCUAAAAUCAAUCCAAAAAUGACUUAUAAGUUGCUAAAGAGGGCUCUAAGUACUUCGACGUAUCGAAGUCGCCCUCAAGUAUGUAUUGUGGGUGCUGGACCGGCCGGAUUUUAUGCGGCGAUGCAUCUUACAAAGAAAUUGGAGUCCGUAAACAUUGAUAUAUUGGAAAAAUUGCCUGUGCCCUUUGGACUUAUAAGGUAUGGUGUGGCUCCAGAUCAUCCAGAAGUAAAGAAUGUUAUAAACCAGUUUACUAAAGUAGCACAACAACCCAAUGUUAAUUUCUAUGGAAACAUAACUUUGGGUAAAGAUGUUCAUCUGCAUCAGUUGAGACAACAUUAUGAUGCAGUCCUAUUGUCAUAUGGUGCUGAAGAAGAUAAAACCCUUGGUAUAGAGAAUGAAGAUGCAACCAAUGUUAUUGCUGCACGGAGAUUUGUGGGAUGGUAUAAUGGACUGCCCUGGGACAAAGAUUUGAAGGUUGACCUUUCCGGCAGAACAGCAGUUAUUCUUGGUCAAGGAAAUGUUGCCCUUGAUGUGGCAAGAAUAUUACUUAUGCCAAUUGAUGAACUAAAGAAAACUGAUAUAACAGAGCAUGCACUCAGUGCUUUAUCAGAAUCUAAAUUAAAAGAAGUAUACUUGGUAGGCAGAAGAGGACCCUUACAAGUAGCUUUUACCAUAAAGGAACUCAGAGAACAACUAAAGUUGAAAAACUGUAGAACAAUAUGGAAUGAAAAAGACUUUGUUAAUGUUGACAAAAUAGUGCCAGAUCUACCUCGCCCUCGCAAAAGAUUGACUGAACUUAUGCUAAAAUCAUUAAAUGAAAACCAAACUAUAACAGAUGAUGAUCACACCAAGUAUUUCAAACCAGUAUUCUUUAGAAGUCCAAAUAAAUUCUUGGUUGAUCAAAACAACCAAUUGACCGGGAUUGAACUAACAUAUACUAAACUUGUAGGAGAUAAACUGGAAGAACAGAGAUGUGUGCCUACUGAAGAGAAAGACAUACUCAAUUGUGAUUUAGCAUUCAGGAGCAUAGGUUACAAGAGUAUUCAGGCAGAUAAAGAUUUAAUAUUGAAUCAUGGAGUAGUAGAAAAUAAUAAAGGAAUUGUUGAAGAUAGUGCAGGCCUAGGAAAACUUUAUGUAGCAGGUUGGCUUGGCACUGGGCCUGUUGGUGUAAUAUUACAUACAAUGGGAAAUGCAUUCCAAGUAGCUAAAAUUAUACUUGAAAAUUUAAGCAACACUGACAACAACUAUAAUAAAAGUGGUUUCACAGAAAUAAAGAAAAUAAUUAGUGAAAAUAAUGGCAAUGUUAUUGACUGGGGUGGCUGGGAAAAAAUAGAUAAGUUUGAAAAAGAACAGGGGAAAGUGAAAGGUAAGCCUCGUGAAAAGGUUUGCAGUGUGGAAAAGAUGAUUGAGAUAGCUAAAAACUAGAUAUUGUAAAUAAGUUAUUAUCAUAUUAGUUUUUAAGGAAAUAAUAAAUUGUACAUUGUGUAUGGAGGGUA
Molecule: messenger RNA, 1718 nt
Organism: Spodoptera littoralis (African cotton leafworm)
Lineage: Eukaryota; Metazoa; Arthropoda; Insecta; Lepidoptera; Noctuidae
Source: the annotation of a GenBank genome assembly